Nerophis lumbriciformis (worm pipefish) is the source of this 5026-nucleotide messenger RNA. RefSeq lists its product as uncharacterized. Gene Ontology annotation, molecular function: DNA-binding transcription repressor activity, RNA polymerase II-specific; RNA polymerase II cis-regulatory region sequence-specific DNA binding. NCBI's taxonomy places the organism in Eukaryota, Metazoa, Chordata, Actinopteri, Syngnathiformes, Syngnathidae. Gene Ontology annotation, biological process: regulation of cytokine production; negative regulation of transcription by RNA polymerase II; regulation of immune system process. The record is from RefSeq and is a predicted model, not a curated record. Gene Ontology annotation, cellular component: nucleoplasm.
ACUGUGUUUUCCUUCCCACUUCCGUCCAGCGUCAAGGCUCUUGUUGAAAAUCGUUCAAUUACAUCAAACAUUUUGUUCGUUUCGUAACAUUCAUGCAACUUUGAACGUGUUCGCCACCAAAAGGAGUAUUUCGGCUCUGAAGUGACUGUCAAGACCGGCUGCUGAUCGCGUAAUCCUGCUCGAUGUGUGUUGUCUUCACGCCCGACUGAGAUGAAGCAUCAGAAGAGCGAGUAGGACGGCGUAAAAAAAAGCACUAAAGAUGGGUGAAGUGACUCGAGCUGCUGAUGACGGAGCGAAGCAAUCCUCCCUUCCAGAACCGCUGCUCAUCAUCCUGGCCCCGCCUCCACCUUUCCUCCCAUUGGCGGACGACCAGAGCACUUUUUGGCACAAGUGGCUCAAAGCCUUCGAGCGCUACCUGAAGGCGCUCGGCGAAGAGCAGCUGACCGACUCCAGUAAAUGCGCACUUUUACAGAACUGCCUCGGCCAAGACGGUCAGCACGUCUUCUCGGCGCUGGUCCCGCAGGACGCCUCGUACGCGGCGGCCAUCGCGGCGCUGACCGCCUACUUCAACGGCGAUCUCGGCUCUCAGGCGAGCUUGCUCCGCUUCCAUCAGAGAGCCCAGAUCGCCGACGAGAGCGUGGAGCAGUUUGUGUGCGCCUUGGAGGCUCUGCUGGCACCUUUCGACUGCGGCGCCUCGCACGAUGAGCUGAUCCUGAGUCAGCUAAUUGAAAAAACCAAGUGGCCGAAACUCAGAGAGCGGCUGCGCUCGCAAAGGGAAACGCUGACGUUGGCCGCGGCUUUGCAGAUCGCUAAAGCGAUGGAGUCUGCCAUGAAUAAUCAUGACGAGGAUGUGAAGCCUCUGGUCCAACUACGUAAAAGCGGAAGACAUCGGAAGGUCAAAUCUGAGCCCGACGACAGCGGCUCUUCGUCGCGUGUCAUAAAGCAAGAGGAAAGCUCAGAUGAAGCAAACGACGACGAAGACCCGGCUCCCAAAAGACGUCGUACAUGUCCGGUGUGCAUGGACAGACACUUCCCCAACAUGCACAAGCUGGCCCGACACAUGAGGACGCACACCAACGAGAAACCCUUCAGCUGCCCCGUCUGCGGCACGCUCUUCAGCCAGUCCUACCACAUGACCCGGCACAUGCGGGUGCAGCACAACGCCGCCCAGCACGUGUGCCCCGUGUGCUGCGACAGCUUCAAGAGCAUGGAAGAACUGAAGAACCACAAGAGGGCGCACGUCCCGCAGGUCCUUCUGUGUCCUUACUGUCCCGAGAGGUUCCCGGACGACGACGCCUUUUUAAGCCACGUCGAAACCCACGCGGCGAACAAGCGGGAAGGCGACACGCCCGUAGAAGCGAUGGCGUCUUCUAAAGAGGACGUCGAGGAAAAGGACAAAAUUGAGCCGGCCGUUUGGAGGGAGACGUCUUCUCUUGCCUGCAAGAAGAGCCACGUGUGUUCCAUGUGCAACUCCAGCUUCAACCGGGCCGGCAAGCUCGCCCGACACUAUCGGACGCACACCAAGGAGAAACCCUUCCGGUGUCCCGUCUGCUCGCUCAGCUUCAGCGAGUCGUACCACAUGACCCGGCACCAGCGGCAGAAGCACGGGCUGCGGCCGUACACCUGCGCCAAGUGCGGCAAGACCAUGGGCACCUGGCAGGAGCUGAAAAAGCACCGCACGACUCACUCGGCUAAAAGACUGACGUGUCCCGCCUGCAAGGAGUGCUUCAAAAACAAAGCCCUCUUGGAGAGUCACCUCAAGUCCCACACGGAGAUCCCGUCAGACCCGCACUCGCUCAUCUGCACCGAGUGCGGGAAAGUGUUUGGCCGCAUGUACCACCUGAAGAGGCACAUCAUGGCGCAUCGCAAGGCGGGCAACGGCGAAUGCUACACCUGCGCCGAGUGUCACAGGAGCUACGCCUUUGCGGAGGACCUCAAAAAACACCUGCGGAAGCACGCCAAGGAGAACAGCGGAACGUGUCCGAGAUGCGACCAGAAGUUCGGCAGCCGGGAGGAGCUGGAGGCGCACAUGGCGGCUCAUAAGACCAGCUACCUGUGCAGCGUCUGCGGGAAGAAGUUCAAGGUGGAGUACGCCCUGAAGAAGCACGAGCAGAAGCACAAAGAGGCGCACUUUUAUUGCACCUUGUGCGACAAGAAUUUCAGCAAGCUGUCGCACUACAAGCGGCACGAGGCGGUGCACGACCGGCGCGAAUGCAAAUGUCCGCACUGCGACUGCAUCUUUCUCAAGCUCACGGCCCUGAAGUAUCACCUCCAGACGCACACCGAGGAGAGACCCCACCAGUGCACCUGGUGCGUGGAGACCUUCGAGGACAAGGAGAGCCUGGAGCUCCACUGCCUCAAGCACAGGAAGUUCCGGAAAGAGCGCCCGUACCACUGCACCCGCUGCGACCACGCCUUCGCCACGCUGGCGGAGCUCACCGAGCACAUGGGCGACCACGGCGGGCAGCCGCCGCUCAACUGCGAGAUCUGCGGCCGCACCUUCCUCAACCGCAGCAAGCUAGAGAGGCACCUGAGCAUCCACACGGGCGAGCGGCCGCACCUGUGCGCGCACUGCGGCAACGGCUUCCCGUCGGCCGCCGGCCUCAAGCAGCACGUGCACAUCCACACGGGCGAGAAGCCCUUCUCGUGUCCGCAGUGCGCCAAGUCCUUCAGCUCAGCCAGCGGGCUGCGGCUGCACAGCCGGAAGCACACGGAAGCCCCCCGCAGGUUCGAGUGCCCCGACUGCGGUCGGACGUACGGACGCAUGACGGAGCUGAAGAUGCACCAGCGCUACCACAUGGGGGACAAGCCUUUCUCCUGCACGUACUGCAGCAAAAGCUUCGUCAGCAAACACAAGCUGAUGGUUCACACUCGCGUCCACACGGGCGAGAGGCCGUACUCGUGUCCCCACUGCGGACAGACUUUCACACAGACCGGAGACAGGAACAGACACAUCAAUAAGUUCCACCCGUGAGACGUGACGAGACUUGAGAUGGGAGUUUAAAUCGAUGCUCGCAUGACUUUUCUUUGCCUAAACAAGCAUGCUUGUUCAAUUGUAGAGAAUGUGAGCACGAAUGCUUAUUUUUCUUUGUGCACUGUGAUUGGCUGGUGAGCAAUUCAGGAUCUAUCCCACCUGCCUGUGAUAGACUCUAGCUCACCCCUGACAAAGAUCAGCGGUGGGGAAAAUAGGGGGAACAAAAGUCACUUUUUAAAUCACCACAGGGAUCUAUAUCGUGCCCACACCCCCUGAGAAAGGGGUACAGUGGUACCUCAACUUUGUUUAGAGAUUAGAGCCGUCUCCCGACGAACUGUUAUGCUUGAAGUCGCAAACGAAAAUUUGAGUGACAAGCAUCCCCGCAAUUAGUGGGCAUCACAGAACGAUCCCACCAAAACAUCCGGUUUAUUUACUAUCUUUAUGAUUUAUGGUUCUUCUUUUUCCCCACCUCAGAAAACACACGGCUCUCCAUGUACCACUAUAAUGACCAACCUUAAAAAGCAGUGUAGUAGGCAUAAAUAUUCAUUAUUACAAGGCAGAGGUUUUAUUUAACAAGCAUAUUUAAUAUUUUUGACCACUGUAACGUUACACACAGUUUGAACAGGAACACUGUGUUUGAAUAUAGAAAAAUAAAACACUGUACUUUAAUCAAGUGAGUCUUUGGCGUACCACCGAGAAUCACUGGCUUCGAGCUGAGCGACAUAACUUUGUUUUUCCAAGCGUGUGAAGGACAGUGCUGAGAAAAAUUGGAUGAUAUUCAUUUAAUUAAAUAAAUUAAUCAUCAAAAUCCCCAUACUGAAGCAGGAUGAGUCACGCCCGUCAAGAAUGUUAAAACAAUAUCUGAAUUGCGGACAUUUAUCGGUGAAAAUAUGGAGAAGCUGCUGAUGGUGUGUUUGAUGGAGAAGCAGCUGAAAGGAUAUACCCUUGAAGUCCAUGCUGUACAUUAUUAUUAAAUUAAUUAAUAAAACUACUUACAUAGUAUUGUUUUUAUACAAUAUUUAUUAUCUAAAAGUUAGUUUUUAUUUUUAAAAGGCAUGUUUUGGAUUUUAUUAGAUGUUGAUUUGAGAUACAAGUGUUGUGAGUUAAGAGCGUCGUCACAGAACUGAUUAAGAUCGUGAGUUGAGGUACUGCUGUACUAAUAGAAAUAGGUGGACUCAUUUAGGAGCCUCUACAAUGGAAAUGCAAUAAAAUGCCCAACUGAACUAAAGGUGUAUGAAGAAGAAAUUGUAAACAACUGAGGACUAGAAAGCAUUUGUUGUCAUGAAGAUGGAAAAAAGUUGUUUCUCUCCUGUCUCACAGGGAUUGUUGAGCCCACUUGCUUAAUGGACUGCCUUUCACAAGCAGGAUUAAAGAACAGGCUGGGAAAAAAGGCCGAUAAAAAGUGAACAAACUCGUACUUUUUGGUGGAAAGAAAGCAGAACAAUUGUGCUCACUGAUUACUUUGAUGUUACAAAAAAUGACACGUUUUUCAAAAGUUGAACCCAAAAAUAGCUUUGGUUACUUUUUGAUUUAUCAUUUUAUUACUUGUGUAUUUUUUGCUUCUCUGUGCAAAAAAAAAAAGUGAAAAAAGUCGCGCUGCUUUAACAUCAUGCUAACACUGAUUUUGUUAGUUUCACUUUGUUCCUGUUUCAUCUAUAAACCAGGCUUUUGUACAGCGACAAUUUGGCACAAUGUGGACUUUUUAAUUGUGAAAUGUGAGAAUUAUGAAAGGUAAUUCUAGUGUGAAAAUGAUGCACGUGUUUACAUCUGUCGUUGAACCACAUGUUUAAUAAACUACCAGUUGUAGAGAGAGAGGCUGAUAAUAUGCUUUUUGAAGGCGACUUCAGUUUUGUCGUUUUGCUUAAAAUGUCGUAUGUGUACGAUGCUUGAACUGUGUUUCCACUUUUAAUGCGUGAAAAAAAAAGGCCUCUCCAAUGGUGAGAAAUUUGUUUUUGUACGACCAAAAAAAGAUUUGCAAACCAAAUAGAUUUUUUUUCAAACAAGAAAAAUUGAUAUGUUCUAUUUUUAUCAAAAAAAGAUGAAUUUGUCAUA